Messenger RNA from Chroicocephalus ridibundus (black-headed gull), 2446 nucleotides. It is a transcript of the gene DBNL, whose product is annotated as drebrin like. The coding region runs from base 54 to 1493 and encodes 479 amino acids. Gene Ontology annotation, biological process: regulation of actin filament polymerization; postsynaptic actin cytoskeleton organization; neuron projection morphogenesis. Gene Ontology annotation, molecular function: actin filament binding. The transcript is spliced from 14 exons. Gene Ontology annotation, cellular component: postsynaptic density; postsynaptic membrane; lamellipodium. Lineage: Eukaryota; Metazoa; Chordata; Aves; Charadriiformes; Laridae. The record is from RefSeq and is a predicted model, not a curated record.
GUGCCGGGGGCGUGGCCGUCGCGGGGCGGGGCGGGGCGGGAGCGCGCGCUGCCAUGGCGCUGAACCUCAGCAAGAACGGGCGGGCGCUGCAGGAGGCCUACGGGCGGGUGGUGGCGGCGGGGAGCCCCACGGACUGGGCUCUGUUUACCUACGAAGGCAACAGCAAUGACCUGCGCGUGGCCGGCUGCGGAGAUGGUGGCCUGGAGGAGAUGGUGGAGGAGCUCAACAGCGGGAAGGUGAUGUAUGCCUUCUGCAGGGUGAAGGAUCCCAACUCCGGCCUGCCCAAAUAUGUCCUCAUCAACUGGACUGGCGAAGGCGUGAACGACGUGAGGAAAGGAGCCUGCGCCAACCACGUCAGCACCGUGGCGAACUUCCUAAAGGGGGCUCAUGUCACCAUCAACGCUCGUGCAGAGGAGGACGUGGAGCCUGAGCUCAUCAUGGAGAAGGUUGCCAAGGCCUCUGGGGCCAACUACAACUUCCACAAGGAGAGCAGCAAGUUCCAGGACUCGGGCCCUCAAGCUCCCGUGGGCUCUGUCUACCAGAAGACGAACGCAAUGUCCGAAAUCAAGAGAGUCAACAAAGAUAAUUUCUGGGCCAAAGCGGAGAAAGAUGAAGAAAACCGUCGGCUGGAGGAGAAGAGGAGAGCGGAGGAGGAGCGGCAGCGGCUGGAGAGAGAGCGUCGGGAGCGGGAGCUGCAGGAGGCAGCGGGGCGAGAACAGAGAUAUAAAGCGAGAUCCAAUGAAAUUGAAGCCCAGAAGAGACUCCAGCAGCAGCAGGAGGCUGAGAACAGGGACAAAGAGCAGCAGCAAUGGAAGGAACAAGCCGAGGAGUACGAGGCCAGGCAGCGGAAGGGCUUCAAGAGAAGCGAGUCGGUGGAGAAAGCCCAGGAGGCGGCCUCGCUGGUGGCGCAGAGGGCGGUGAACCCCCGGGACAUCUUCAAGCAGAGGGAGAAGUCGGUGCCGGCGGAGACAGUGACGGCUUCCCAGCCAGGCAAGCUUCGCAGCCCUUUCCUGCAGAAGGAGGUGAACUCUGUGCCCAGUCCUGCCUCUCCCGUCUCUCCUGCCCGAGGGGCUCCCCCAGCAUCCUUCGCCCCCUCCAAUGCUUGGGGGACGCCUCCAGCCUCUCCGGUACCCACUGCAGGACAAGACUCCGGGUACAAUUCAAGCAUCCCAGCUUCCCACGCGGAUGAGGCAAAUCUGUACGAGGAGCCGCCAGACACCUCGGCCAUCUAUGAAGAGCCCCCUCAGGAUCAAGUCGACGAUGCCAAAUACAGGUACCCGGUGGAGUACCAGCUGGCGCCGGACCUGGCGGGGAAGGGGCUGUGUGCGCGAGCACUCUACGACUACCAGGCUGCCGAUGACACCGAGAUCUCGUUUGACCCGGAGAACAUCAUCACCAACAUCGAGAUGAUCGACGAGGGCUGGUGGCGUGGCUAUGGGCCCGAUGGCCACUUCGGCAUGUUCCCUGCUAAUUACGUGGAACUGAUAGAGUGAGGGGGCUGGCGGGGACCAGAGCCGCUCCCUCCCGCCCGGGACCGCUUGGCUCCUGCCUCACUCUUCCAAACGAUAUGUGGCUUUUAUUUCUUCUCUUUUUUUUUUUUUUUUCUUUUCUCCGAGUGAAGUGCCAUUGCCCUGCUCCCUCGGCGGCGGGGCCGAUGCAGGCGCUGCUCUCCUCCGCCCUCGCCCGUCCCCCGUCGCUGGCCCUGGGUCGGGACGAGGGGCCGCCGUCCCAUCUCCCCUCCCCACCUUUUGCUUUGGAGCGUGAAUUCUUUUUCAGGGCUGAAGGAGGUGACGACGGAUCCCUCACGGGUCAUUUUCAGGGAACAAGUUGACUCUAAACCCACCCGCCCGCCCCCUCCACGCUCCUUCCUGCCCUGUGGCCGUGACGGAGUAACCGCUUUCCCCGUUUCGGGUCGCUGACGAAGCUCACCGGGGCGAUUUGAGCGUCUCGGGGGGGUCUGACAUCACCGAGAGCCGAAACCUCGCCACCCCCAGAGCUCCCCGCGCCACCGUCCCUGCGUUCUCCUCCCUGCUGUCCCCAGGGCGGGGGGGUGGGGGUGUGUGUGUGGGGGGAUGUGUGUGUGUGUGUGUUUCUCUGCGCCCCCCCCUCCCCAAGCCACCCUUGGGGGACUGAGAUCGUGCGUGAGGAGGUCUGCGAGGCCAAAGGGGGUAAUUUGGGUUUAUUUUUUAGCAAAACCUGUGAGCGGGGGGUCCCUCCCCCCCUUCCCCCCCCGCCCCAUCCCCCCACAUUCACUGUGAACAAGGAAGAGCCCAGCCCAGCUCCCACCUUUAUCCCCUUGAGUUUCUUCCCUCGGCGUUGCUUUAGGAUUAGAAGGCGACAGGGUUUGGAGGGACCGGGGGUCUCAUUGCCCUGGGCUCCUGCCCCCGCUGCGCCGUCCCCAUCCUCCCGGUGACAAUAAAAGGGCUUUUCUUUGGUGAUGGAUGCA